Lachancea fermentati is the source of this 975-nucleotide messenger RNA. The record is from the annotation of a GenBank genome assembly. NCBI's taxonomy places the organism in Eukaryota, Fungi, Ascomycota, Saccharomycetes, Saccharomycetales, Saccharomycetaceae.
AUGGAUACAAAUGCCAUCAAGGGCCUCGUAAACAACAAACCUUUUUGGACGGAAGAUCAGGAAGAAGUACUUAGACAACCGUAUAAUCAUUUGGCAUCAUGUCCGGGGAAAAACUUCAGAACUGAGCUGAUUAGAGUGUUCAACAUGAUCUACAAAUUACCGGAGGAUAAGAUCACUGUCAUAGCCAAAUUUGUCGAAAUACUUCACACUUCAAGCUUGCUUAUUGAUGAUAUCGAGGACGCGUCGCAGUGGAGGAGGGGCAAGAAGGCGGCUCAUACCGUGUAUGGGAUCCCAAUGACAAUCAACACUGCAAACUACAUGUAUUUUUACGCGAUGGAAUGCCUCCAAGAACUAGCUGCCGGGACAGACGAAGUUGUACUAAACAAAUUGUUGAUCAUUUUCAAUCAAGAAAUGAUGAAUCUUCAUCGUGGUCAGGGUCUCGACAUUUACUGGAGAGACGAAUUUGUGGUACCCGAUGAACAGGCAUACUUAGAUAUGGUCAUGAAUAAGACUGGUGGAUUAUUUAGACUGACAGUUAGGAUUAUGGAAGUCUUUGCUCCUAAUUUUUCCGAUCAGAAGUCGCUCGUACCGCUUAGUAAUUUAUUGGGCAUCCUGUAUCAAAUUCGGGAUGACUACAUGAACUUGCAAGAUACAGAAAUGAUCAAAAAUAAAGGCUACGCUGAGGAUGUCUCAGAGGGGAAAAUGUCUUUCCCCAUUAUUCAUGGUAUUCAGUUUGGCCGUGCUCACAACGAUACCCUAGUUCUAGACAUUUUGAAACAAAGAACGCAUGACGAUGCAGUCAAGAGAACUUUGGUCGCUUAUUUAGAAGAUACCAGUGGAUCAAUGAAGUACACCAGGAUGAAAAUAAGUGAGCUCACGAACCUCAUAAAUGCCGAAUACCUCCCACUUGAUCAUGAUGAUGAGGGUAUUUAUUCAAUACUUCGAUCCAUAGUUGAUCGGCUGAGUGCUAUCUAG